Messenger RNA from Trypanosoma cruzi, 336 nucleotides. RefSeq lists its product as uncharacterized. The coding region runs from base 1 to 336 and encodes 111 amino acids. NCBI's taxonomy places the organism in Eukaryota, Euglenozoa, Kinetoplastea, Trypanosomatida, Trypanosomatidae. The transcript has a single exon. The record is from RefSeq and is a predicted model, not a curated record.
AUGACGCCUGCAAACAGACAGGGUGACGAUUCCGCUGAUACUCCAACAGCACGUAAAAAAGAUUUGAAAGCAACCGAGCGCACCGCCAGCAGUGAUGCGCUGAAUACUCGGGAGAGUGACAGUAGCCCGCAGCUAUUCCAGCCGUACAGCCUUACGCCAAUACGGGCAGGACGGGGGUCUUUGACGUUGGGAGCAGCUCCGGGAGAGUUGAACCCGCCGCCUCCACAGACGACGAACAGAAUGAUACGAAGUCAUAACUUCAGAGCGCAUCCGACGGCACGGGCACCGCGGCAGACAACAGUGAGGGGUUCACAACUGUACCAACAACACCACUAA